UAUGAUGUAACUUUUAUGCAAAGUUAAUUUCGGCGUUUUCUUCAAUUCUAUAAUAUACUAUGCUAGAUUUGGACCGCUCAGAAGUAGAAAUACAAUUUAUUCUUUCACCAUGACUACACUGUCUCGUUGAAAGUUCGCCGUCAAAGUUGGUUUAGCUGGAAGCGCCGUUUAUUACAUGAAAAAAGAAGGAGUAUGGAAUGAUAGCGAGGUGUCUUUGAAAGCUCUGGAUAGGUUGAAAGAAGCUUCGAAACCUCACUUCGAUCAGCUCAAAGAGCAAGUCCCCUUAGAUUUACAGUUACCGAAGUUGCCUGAAACUGAACAAAUGCAUCAAAUGGUUGGAGUCUAUUGGAAUAGAGGAGUAAUCGCCACAUUCAACUUCUUGCAGAAUCUUCCAACUCAUGUUUCAAAUUGGACUGAUAAAGGAUUAGAUAUUGCUCUCAAGAACGAUGAAAUAAAAAAAUUCGUUGAUAAUUUAAAACUAAGUGAAACUCCCAAACAGCAGUAGUGAAAUCACAGGGUGUUUGUACAUAGAUAAUAGCAAUAAAUUUUAAAUUAUU
Messenger RNA from Coccinella septempunctata (seven-spotted ladybird), 557 nucleotides. RefSeq names its product MICOS complex subunit MIC13 homolog QIL1 (gene QIL1). The transcript has 3 exons. Lineage: Eukaryota; Metazoa; Arthropoda; Insecta; Coleoptera; Coccinellidae. The coding region runs from base 176 to 505 and encodes 109 amino acids. Gene Ontology annotation, cellular component: mitochondrial crista junction; MICOS complex. The record is from RefSeq and is a predicted model, not a curated record. Gene Ontology annotation, biological process: cristae formation.